CCUAUUUAUGUUCAUACAGGUCCAUCAGGUUAUCAACCUCAAUAUUAUCAACAACACCCUCCUCAACAAUGGAAUCCUGCGAAUAUGCAAAUAUCUGAAAGUCGUCCAAUGUUACCUCAACCAAGUGCACCACCACAAUCAGAUCAAUAUUAUCAUACUGAACAUCCACCUCCACCAUAUGAAAAACUUUAUACAGGUGUAUAA
Adineta steineri is the source of this 204-nucleotide messenger RNA. NCBI's taxonomy places the organism in Eukaryota, Metazoa, Rotifera, Eurotatoria, Adinetida, Adinetidae. The record is from the annotation of a GenBank genome assembly.